Molecule: messenger RNA, 1755 nt
Organism: Mollisia scopiformis
Lineage: Eukaryota; Fungi; Ascomycota; Leotiomycetes; Helotiales; Mollisiaceae
Exons: 1
Coding region: 1-1755 (584 amino acids)
Source: RefSeq, a predicted model, not a curated record
AUGUCCACCAAACGAAAACCCCUCAUGCAACUUAAACCUGAGCUCGCCUUCGUUAUUCGAACGAAAAUCCUUCAGACCGACUUCGAGAAUGCCACUCUUACAACCAAACGCAGUGCAUCGAACACCGCAAAAUGCACCUUCCUUGACAAGCUCCCUUCAGAGAUUCGGCUUCACAUUUACGAACUCUUACUUGUGAAUCCGAUAGUCGGAACCAGGAAUUCUGUUGGCUAUUAUAGCAGCCUUGAACCAUCGCCUAAUAUUCUCGGUGCAUGUAGACAGAUCUACAAUGAAGCGGCGCCCGUAUUAUACGGGAAGAAUACAUUUUUUAUCCAAUGUUCAAGGGAGACGUUGGAGUUUGACAAGGAACGAUGCGGCUGCGAAGUCAAACAGUGCCAAUCAUGCAAUGAAUCUCGCCCCUGUCAAUACUAUGCAGACUUCUGGAAUUCAUACAACCACGUUCCUUUCGAGCCAUCUCUUACAAGAUACUGGGACAAUACUGAAGAUAGGAACUGGUUUAUGACGCUCGAUAAAGUGCCAUCCUUCAAUCUUGUGCAACACUGGAAGGUUGUCAUCAGCCCUCUGGACGUUUUCCCCCACGGCAUUCGUUGCAAGUGGAGCUUGAGCCCGCUCUGCUGUGCCAUUGCUCAAGCUUCACCGAAAUCAAUUGAGAUUGCCAUUGUGUCUUUGCGUAGGAGACUAAGCUGGGGAUUACAGAAUAGAAUUUUUGAGGAGUGCCUGGAGCCUCUACGAGCCUUGCGGAAAGUAGGGAGCAUCUCCUUUACAGUUGCCCAAGAAAAAGAUCUAAUAUUCGUCUCACAAGGUGAGAUUAGGGACAAUGACCCUAAUUACACGCCAAAAGCUUCACUUCUGGAAGAACUGCGCGGUUUGGUGACUAGCGACUGUGAGAGAGAAUUUCUUAGGCCCAUGUACGAACGGUUGCUUCGAUAUGCUCAGUCCUAUGAAAGAUUUCAACCUUUCAGAUUGAUGAUGGAGCUGUCGAGUCGACACACAAGGAUUGCUGACGAAUUUGGGUCGGAGUUUGACAAGUAUCACUUGAUUGCGGAACAAACUCCAUAUCCUUACAAAGAGCACCCUGUCGAACUUGGCUUGUUUGACGCCAAAGCAACCAUCCUGAAAAAUGAUGGGGCGCAUUUCAGGUUCUUUCGGAAUACAGUUCUGGAAUACCUGGAACAUCAACAUGAGAAGAUAAUGUUGACUCGAGAGAAUAUCAUCCAUUUCAUCAAGAAGGGAAAAGUUGCAAGUGGCAUCUUUGAUCUCGCCCUAGCUCAGCGGGACUCGAAACUUGCCACAUCGGACAUACCCGAAUAUGAAACAAACCAAGGCCUUCUGCUGCUGGAGGACUAUGCUGAGGCUUUCAUUCGCGAGUUGCCGUUCGACAAUCGAGCUAUCUUCAACCGACAUAAAGCUAAGCUCAAAAAAGUCUACCAUUCGAGGGAGAGAGAAGAACUCAUCUCACAGCUAUAUGGUGCUGCUGAUGAUGGUAACCUCCCUGACUUUAUGAUUUUGUUCAAGAGUGCCUUCGACGAUCUCGAAAAGCAGUAUAUGGAGAUACAGACGGCGAGACAAUUGCUCUUCACAGCAGAUAUCUUUAGAGACAGGGGACUUGAAGAGGGUCUCGAUAUCGAAGAAUUUACUUGCGAGGAUGGUAUUGACUGGGCUAUCGACACUAGCGUCCUCCCUUUUUAUGCAACAAUACCCAAUUCUAGUGGUAGUUUCGAAUGCGGCGGGCUGUAA